Rhinocladiella mackenziei CBS 650.93 is the source of this 366-nucleotide messenger RNA. RefSeq lists its product as uncharacterized. The transcript is spliced from 2 exons. Gene Ontology annotation, cellular component: fungal-type cell wall. Gene Ontology annotation, molecular function: structural constituent of cell wall. The record is from RefSeq and is a predicted model, not a curated record. NCBI's taxonomy places the organism in Eukaryota, Fungi, Ascomycota, Eurotiomycetes, Chaetothyriales, Herpotrichiellaceae. The coding region runs from base 1 to 366 and encodes 121 amino acids.
AUGCACACCUUCAACGUCAUCGCUCUCAGCGCCGCUGCCUGUGCCUUCCUAACUCAAGCCAGUCCAAUGGAGCCUAAAGGCGGCAGCUAUGUCAUGAGCGCUCCCGCCGAAGUCAGUUGUGGCAACGACCAAGUUAUAUCCUGCUGCAACACCAAGACCUCAACCACGAAUAAUGGCUCUGCAGAAGGUCUCGUUGGAAUUGCUGGGAAUGUUCUCGAUGGCGUCCUCGGAGGAUCUUGCACUCCUCUUGCCGUUGUCGGCAUUCCGAUCAACAAAGCCUGCGGUAAUAACGUCGCGGCGUGCUGCACUGGAGACCAGGAGGGCGGACUCCUCAACCUCCAAUGCAACAACUUGAACGUUCUCUAA